GUAUUCACUCAUGUACUUGUCUGGUUGAGAUAGUUAUGAGUGUCCCCUGUGUACUUUAGUGUGAUUAGCACAGCUCUCCCUUUACUCAGAACCUGUUUAUCACAAUCACUUAGAUCUGUACCCGCCUUCUCGUAAGGAGCGCACAAAAUAAACUGGAUGUUGGAACUCGAAAGAAAAAAGUCUGGACAUGUUCUGCAACUCCGGCAGCAUCAAGAAGAGAGGAACAGACUUAACGUUUCAGGUUUUGUAGUAUGAUAAAUAGCCACAGACCUGAAAUGUUAACUCUUCUUUACAGCGUUGUUCAAGCAUUCUGAAUGGCUGGGAUGGAUCGCAACCCAUCCCCACCACCAAGUGAUGAAAGCAGUGAUGAGACAACCAGAGUUGAUGCAAUUGGGAACACAGUGUACAGUAAGCACUGGUUGUUCACCACGCUCAUGAGGCUGAUUGAGCUUGUCUCUCCAGAAGGUGAAGAGGUGGAAGAGUUAGAUUCCAGAAAAGAAACAGAGCUGGAUGAGGAUCUGGAGAAUGAGAUCUGUAAAAUGUGGGACAUGUCAAUGGAUGAGGACGUUGCUGUGUUUCUUCAGGAAUUCAAUGCUACAGACAUCUUGUUGGGGAUCAUUGGUAAAUCCAAGUGUCCCCGACUAACGGAAAUUUGUGUUGGUAUCCUGGGAAAUAUGGCUUGUUACAGUGAGACCUGUCGGGCAAUCAGUAACAACAAUAAUCUCGUUGACGUUUUGCUAUUGCUGCUAGGAGAUUCUGACCCACCUACUCUUUUGGAAACGAGCAGGUUAAUACUGAGCUGUCUUUCUCACCCAGAUGUGUCCAGCAUCUGGGUUAACCAAAUCCAUAAGCAACGCUCUGUUCGGGAGAAUGUAUGCUUCAUAAUGCAGAGCUCCACAAAUGCUGAUUUGUUAGGGAAGAUUGGUGAGAUGGUCGAUAAACUGUUUGAUUUGGACAAGGAACUAAUGCUAAGCUGGGUCAUGGAAUCAAAGGAGUUGUCUGAUUCUGAUGCAUCAACUGCGGAUAAAGAAAAAACAGCUGAAACUGCAUUGGUCCCUUGCUUAUUGGAAGCAGCCAGACAACUCAGGUCAGACAGUAUUGAAGGUUUAGAGGUUUACAUACAUAUACUACAGCUGCUCACUACAACAGAUGGAGGAAUGCAGGCAUUAGUAAGCACUCCAGACAAAGCAGAGUCAACCUGGACUCUACUGUAUGACAUAGUUCACACUGAUCUUUGUCAGGAUGAUGACCCAGAAAUCAUUGUAGAAGAGCAGGCAAGUGUGUUGUCUUCCACUCUGGCUGUUCUUUCAGCGAUCUUUGCAUCGUGCAUGGAGGAAAAUUACAUCAAGACUGAGCGAAACCUUCCUUUGCUUGGUACGCUGCUGCGAAUUUUGUUCUAUGCAGAGGAAUCUCAGAAAAGACCAUCAGAAGGAACAAGAAGACCCAGCACAGACAAAUGGUCUGUCCCAUCUCCAACAUCUGGUGCCCACAAAGGAAAACGGCGAGAAGGAGACUAUCACUUGAAAAUUCUCCUGGAUAUCUGCUGUGAAUUUCUUUCUGAAAUCUUCACAAACAUUGGAAAGGAGAUUGUGUCAAAAAGCUUUAAAGAAGGGUUCCUGAGCCAGGAUAUGUGUACUUCUGCUUUUCACCACCUUCUCCCUCAGUAUCACACAUCUGUGGAAAAAUUCCACGCCAUCUUAAUGGAAGUAAAACCGGACCUUGCAGAACAAUUAUUACUAGAGUUUCCCAAUCUAAUAUCCUGACUGGGAAUUGUUGCUGCAACUCAGUGGGAACUAUGUUGUGUGGAGCAAAUGGCCGCAAGACAGAAAACUUUUAAUUGUCUAAAUGCACAUACAUCUACCAAACGUUGCCUGGCAGCAACAACUUUGUCAAUCACUGAGAUACUAAAUCAGCACAACUGCCUUUGGAUUUGUGAGCAAUUCAGGAUCAUGUUCAUAAUUGGAUUAAGGUCCUGUUAGAAUAUAUUUGGAUAUUUAUGCAGUUUACGUGAAGUUUCUUUUCCUUGGUGUGAAUGCGAAAGAGACUAGCAGCUGUGGAAAGUUUUAGGACCGAUUAAAGUUACUGACGGAAUUCUGCUCUGUUCCCAGCCUCCUGAGAAUGUGGCAUUUCAGGAGCAGUUUCAUCUUGAACCAUCACAGUUCCAGAGCUGAAAGUUCACACCUAUAGCGGCAGUUUGUAUCUUUCAUUUAUGUUUACCCUCCUGAAACUUUGUUGUGUUGAGCUAGGAAUGUGCUCUUUCAGCAGUAGCUAUUUUACUAUUUUACCUAUGCUGAAAAGCGUAAUGUCGAACACAGUGGGUCAUUUUUCUUCAAUAAAUGGUGGCUUUUCUAUUUUAA
Messenger RNA from Stegostoma tigrinum, 2357 nucleotides. RefSeq names its product serum amyloid A-like 1 (gene saal1). Lineage: Eukaryota; Metazoa; Chordata; Chondrichthyes; Orectolobiformes; Stegostomatidae. The record is from RefSeq and is a predicted model, not a curated record. Bases 315 to 1763 code for a protein of 482 amino acids. The transcript is spliced from 13 exons.